This is a messenger RNA of Volvox carteri f. nagariensis, 3743 nucleotides long. RefSeq lists its product as uncharacterized. The record is from RefSeq and is a predicted model, not a curated record. NCBI's taxonomy places the organism in Eukaryota, Viridiplantae, Chlorophyta, Chlorophyceae, Chlamydomonadales, Volvocaceae. Gene Ontology annotation, molecular function: serine-type endopeptidase activity. The coding region runs from base 1 to 3348 and encodes 1115 amino acids. Gene Ontology annotation, biological process: proteolysis. The transcript has 19 exons.
AUGCGGUUGGACACGUUACAAUACGAGGUUCCGGUGCGCCUUCCCAGCCCGGAGAACGCAUGCACGCCGCUGCAAGGCAGCUACGCAGGCAGUGUUGUAAUUGUGGACCUGAAGCAGACCGCCUGCACAAACACCACAAUUGCGUUCAAUAUCGUCAAGGCCGGUGCGGCUGCCAUCCUGUUCGUGCACCCGGACAACGUAUUUGUUGAGGCCUCCAUGUAUUUGAAACCUACUGGGUUCGCAUUGCCAACAAAUUCCCUCAUAUCCAGGGCCCAAGGUUUAAGGGUAAUUGACGCCUUGAAGAAUAUCUCGAAUUCUAACUUCUCCGCGACAAGCGUCGACUACCCCAUCAUUAACCUAGGCAUCGACAGCAUCGCGCAAUUCUCCGGAACUGGUCCACUCUAUGACGGACGCAUUAAGCCUGACAUCGUGGCGCCCGGUACUGGGAUCGUCUCGGCGUUUGGCUCAUAUAUGUAUGAGGCUGCGACAGCUUCCACCUGUGACCGCAAGACGUUGAAGAUGUCGGGUACGUCGUCAUCUACACCUCUGGUGUCAGGCCACCUUGCUCUCGCACGUCAGUACUUUAGGGAUGGGUUCUACCCGUCUGGGAGCGCCUCAGACCCCUUGUCGAUUCCAUUCGAGCCGUCGGGCAUGCUUCUCAAAGCGGUCGCCAUCACUGGCGCAAAAUCUCUGGCGGGCGGCCUUGCGACGAACGUGGGGAGCGUCAUGGGUCAGGCGCCGGACGGCCUGCAGGGCUGGGGCCGUUUUGACCUGAGCAGCGCCCUACCGCUGGUGGGCUUCACCAAUCCGAACUUCCGCAUUGCAGUCGCUGACUACGGAACAAUCCAGGAUGGCGAGAUGAUCUAUCUGCCGGGAAUCCGCGCGACCGGCACCGGGCCCAUCAUCGCCACGCUGGUUUGGCACGAUUAUCCCGGAAGCGGCAUGACUACACGCGACCUGAUCAACGACCUCGAUUUCGGCUACCUGAUAAACUAUCCGAUAAACUACCCCAUCAGCCCCCAGAACAUGACUAGAACCUACAACCGGACGCGUGCAGACAGCGUCAACAACGUGGAGCGCGUGGAGCUCUAUAACCUGCAACCGCGUGACAACGUAACGUUCGUGGUUCACGGUCGCGCCAUCCGUCACUCGUUGCUGACCACACCCGACGCGCAGCGGCCGCAACGCUGGUCCGUCUUGGUGGCAGGUCACUUCACGGGCACGCUAAGGACACCGCUCAACCCGGUGGUUGCCCGUCCCGUACGCGUGCCGGCGGGCAACAUGUUGAUCCAAACGCCGAAUGGCACGUGUCUGACGAUCCGGGGUAUUUCCCUGUUCUUUGACCCCGCGGCGAGUGCAUGCAACUCCACUGCAGCGGUCUUCAACUUCAUUGAAGAACCAGACAGCACCACGGGCGGCUACCUUUACAGGAUUCGCGAGUCUGUGACGGGCCGUUGCCUGGCACUGGGAAGCGGUAAUAUCGGCUUCUGGCCGCAGCUUGGGCCCUGUGGCUCCCUAGUGGCUGGCCAGAAGUUCAUGGUGUUCGCCAAUCCCAACCUUCCUGACGGGCCAUUGUACCAGAUCGUCCCGGAAAUGAACCUGAGCACCACCAUAGACGACCGCCGCUGCCUGGGAGCUGCUUUAUCCAUUCCCCGGCUGUUCAUUGGUUGCGACGAUGGCCAGAUGAUGUCGUUCCGCCUGGACCCCCCCCAGCUGUGGUACCCCUUCCCGCUGACUUUCCGCGUGGACUUCUACCCCGUCACAAUUGACGACGCCAACCACUACGACUACGACUACAACAUUUUGGGCAGCAGCAGUCUGUACAAUCUGGACUUGAAGGUGGCAUGGACCUGGAACGGAACAGAUAAUAUUGCCGGCCUUGGCAACUACAUUGGCUCUGUGGACGCGGCUUCAGUAGCGGGCGCUGUACACGGCGGUGACAACAUCAUGUACGGCACCAUGUACGAAGAAGUUCACUGGCAGCUGGGAUACACGCCCCCGCCCACCACCUACUACGUUUGCGUAGCCUGGCGGACCUCGGCAAUUAUGAAUCAGCUGCGUGUUACCUUAACGGUAUUCAAGAACAAUCCUGUCGCGACUCUUACAAAGAUUGUUGAUACGGGAUUGUUCAACAUUGAUGGCAACACUUGCUCGCCGUCGUCCGUGGGCUACAUCGGCAGCUACGACCUCAAUUCGCCGCCGUCUCUGUCAGCACCGUCACCGUCACCGCCGCCGCCACCGGUGAACAACAUCUACCCGCUGAUGUUCAAGGCAGAUUGGCUAGUGCUUUCCGGUGUAACAGGUCGUGGGAAUACACUUAUCGACAUGGACAUCGUCGUCUCUUGGACCAAUAGAAGCAUCACGUACGAGAUCAGCUACGACUUUCCAAGCAACGGUGGUGGCAAGUACGGCGGCAGUAGCUGGGAUCAGCGUAUCAACACUGAGAACAUCUUUUUUACAUCAAACCCGCCGCAAACCAGAUAUGAUAUUUGCCUGCGGGCUUCGGCCUGGGAAGAGAGGAAACCGGUGUUACAGGCCACCGCGGUCGUAAUGCGGUUUAACAGUAUCGUCGCGACGUUUGUACGGAAAUUGGAUAUGACACCGCCUAUGGACGGCAUGUGCAACAGCAGAGCUGCAGGCUAUCUGGGCAGUUACACGCUGGGACAGGAGCUCAUACCCUCGCCGCCUCAACCCUCUCCAAGGCCUCCCUCGCCACCUUCACCGUCACCCCCACCGCUUCCGCCACAGCCACCGUCACCGCCGCCAACCCCUACACGCAUACCGCCAUCGCCAAGACAACCCGAACAGUUGCCGGGCUCCUCACCAUCACCGCCUUUGAAGCUCCCGCCUCCGCUGCUCUCGCCUCCUCUUCCAUCCGGCGAGACGUGGCUAAAGUGCCCAGACCCUCUUCCGUUUCCAAGCAGCCUAGUAACCCUAUACUUCUGCGUGGCGUGGUUUGACAGCAAAGGCCCGGCCGCCACGGCGGCGUACGAUUGGGACAUGGUCGUGGCUUGGACAGACAACGAGCAGACGUACGAGGUAAACUCAAUUGUUAACAGUACUGGCGGUGCCGUGCACGGAGGCGACAACACCAAUCUAGCCGGCAAUCCAAACGCAGAGGUGGUGUUCUGGCCUAAUGGCCUCGCGGAUGUGAGGCCCGAUGACUACCACGUCUGCGUGCGGUGGUAUCAGCCGGGGGCUCUCAACGUAACGCUCACGGUUUCUCUGGGCCCUACGGUGGUUCAAACCGCAUCAGCUUAUUGGACGAGCAACACCUUCUUCAGCAAGCAAUGCAACCCGGAUGCCAUCGGAUACGUCGGCAGUUACACGUUCACGGGCCGCGGCUAGGUAGACUACAUAGCAGUAAUGGACGCGCAAACAUCAACAUAGCUCAAUACAACGCACCAAACAAUUUCGCGUUCCUUACAAAAAAUAUAUGUUUUACUUCCAGGAGGCUCGAGGGGGCGUUAUUUGAAGGCAUUAUGUCUAUGUUCGUUUGGGCUGGGCAGCUGCUUUCUAGUGUACAGCGAGGGAGGGCCUUGAGGGUACUCAAGCUGCAGCAGUAGUAGUUGUAUAUGUUUGACGAGUAGGACAGCAUUCAGUCAGCAGCAGGCGCGUGUCGCAACUGGCGAACGAAUUGAUGUUUCGAUGAGCUUAUAUGCUUGAUGCAUUACGGAUAGCGGCUCUCAGCAAGAUGCACAUUUCGACAUUCACCGGGACGUCGCUGUUUAAAUAUGCUGCCC